This is a messenger RNA of Rhincodon typus (whale shark), 11729 nucleotides long. Its product is annotated as metal-regulatory transcription factor 1. The transcript is spliced from 6 exons. The record is from RefSeq and is a predicted model, not a curated record. Lineage: Eukaryota; Metazoa; Chordata; Chondrichthyes; Orectolobiformes; Rhincodontidae. The annotation marks the transcript as partial.
GUGAGCGACCGUUCUUGUGCCCCAGUGAUGGCUGUGAGAAGACUUUCAGUACGCAAUAUAGUCUCAAAAGUCACAUGAAGGCUCAUGACAAAGACAAUCCAUUUAUCUUGCUGAAUCAGAGUUCCACAAAUGAGGACACAAACCAGUCACUUUGUCGAAGUGAUUUGAGCUUGAUAUCUACAGAUUCAGAACUCCGAGAAAGUACACAGUUGACUUCAGGACGGGAACUAAGCACUAUUUCAGCAGAAAGCAUAUUUGAAUCCAUGUUUAACAAUAUCGAUAGCUGUACCAACCAUGAUGGCUCUCAGCAGACAGAUGGAAUGAUUGGAAUACCUGGGACAUAUGGCAGCGAUGCGCAGCCUGCAGCCAUUGUUAACACUGCUCUAGGAGAUUCUGGAUCGCUGUUGUCUUUUCCCAUCCCUCUUCAAACCAUGGCACAGUCUAAUGUUGAGAACCAUUCCCAGCAAGCAUCAGGCCUCCUCUCCACUUCAUUAGAUGAUUUGGCUACUAACUCUCCUCAGACGUCAUUUGGGAAUCCCACCAGCAUUUUACAGACAUCACAAGUGCCUGUCCCGGCCAUGACUCAAUUUACAACCAGUCAGCAAGAAUUCAGUCAACCUACUCCAACGCCUCCGCCACCAACUCAAGGACUUCCAGCUAUGUCAAGUGAUGGCCUACCUUCAUCUGGUAACGCGGAAUCAGGGCCAUCCAUGGUACAAAGUGUGCCUUUAGGUACAAACGCUUCUGGUAUAACAAUUACUCCAUCACAGAGCACCACUAUUCUACAGCCCAGCAUUGUAAUGGCAGACCAGAACCUGCAAUGGAUCAUUAAUGGAGCCAGCACUGUUCAGCAAAACACAGAGAAAACACAUCAGGGGCCUAAAGUAGAAAAAGUGUUUUUUACUACAGCCAUACCAGUCGCUGGCAACACAGGAAAUCCAGUGCAGCAAAUAGGUUUGAGUGUUCCUGUCAUAAUAAUCAAGCAAGAGGAGUCUUGCCAGUGCCAGUGUGCCUGCCGUGAUUCAGGGAAAGAAAAAGCCUCUGACAGCAAGGAAAAUCCAUCCUCGGAAGCCAGUUCUUCCCAGAAACCCCAUGAUCAGGAGCAGACGCUGCUGUCGUCUCAGACUUUCCCUUCUAAUGCUGAUGAAAGCUGUCAGGCCACACAACAGUCUUUGCAGACAGACCCUCUAACAGACUUUAACAAUAUGGAUAUGUCUGCAUUUCUUUCUCUUGAGAGUCCUGGGACCCCUUCAAAUCUGUGUGGUAUAGAGGCAAAUGACGUUUAGGCACUGCUGCAAAAGGUGAAAGAAGAGAGAAACUUGAACAGCUUCUCCAAGUAAAGUUGCUCACUCGUGGCUGUUUCUCUGGAUUAAUUUUCAAAGAAAUUUCCAUCUUUUACUUAUGCAGGGUUUUAAAAAGAAGCCCCUGUUACACAAGUGCCGUUUACACUGAGCAUUUUGAUGCUAAAUGAAUCCAGAAAUGCUUUGUGUAAACUGAGAAAGAGAAUGCUUUGAAUCCGCAUUCAGUUCAGAGUUGAAGCUUGCAACACUUGGAAGGUUUAGUUGGACCUGGAUUGUGUCUGAUUCCUCCGCAAGCAAGAAGGGGUGCUGGGAUCAGGGUUUGUUGCACAAAACAAAUGGCAAGCAUCUGUCUUGGGCGCAAGGGCAUCCUAUCACUGUUCAGUGAAUUGAACAGUAAACUGGAUUGAGGAUUCUUCUGAGUUAGCUGCACUGUCACUGGGCAAAUUGCAGGCCAGUUGGGUUUGGAUCAUUUCACUGGUUUAAAAUCUGGGAGCUACUAUUCUUGGCCUGCAGAAAAUGCUGGUCAAUGUUCUGAUGGGGGAGUAAAAUGAAAAAAAAUUAUGGUGGAGCAUCCCGAUUUGUCAUCAGAGGAUCUUUGUCGCCUUUAUGUAGCUCACUUAGAGCCCCUGCUGACCAAAUGCAGAACUGCAGUACUAAUGCAUUUAAUAAGAUCUGCAUUAAGCCUUGGAUCUGAAUAUUUUUACAUGAUCAGGUAAUAGCAAGUCUGCAACUUACUUCUAACCCUUAACUGAAGUAAUCCUACUUCAGAUGAUAUAAAUUUAAGGAAAGAUUCUGGUCACUUUAGUUGUUAUGUUUAUUUCCUGAAUAAUUAUUGGUGAAAAUCUCGGAAUACUGUUUAGGAUGGGGUCAUGUCACUGAUCUGUUUUACAAAGUACUGAGAGACUUGCUGCAAUGCUGUCUCUAAGAGCUGGAUUUGGAUCCUGUCCAGGGCAUGGAAUGAGCUGCUAAUAAUGUCGAAAUGACUCCAUCUAAUUCCUGAAGAACAUAUGACAAAAUGAAACUUCAUUUGAUUGAGCACUGAUCGGCCCAAUUUGGUAAAUCUCUCUCAGAAAAGGCUUUGGGGUUGCUGGUUUUGGAAAUGGUAAAGUUGUGCUGGUAUAGUAAGCCGCUAUGAGCUUAAUUGAGAUAUGUUUAGGGUUCUCUUAUUUGAGCUUUCAACUGUAUUUAUUUAACAGUGAUGCAAAAGGGGAAGAAAAUGUUUUCUCACUACAUUUUAUUCAUUCUCCAGGCAUGCAGUUUCUUAAUUUAGAAACCAGAGUGGGCUGUUUGUAGUAGCAAAACCAUUCCACUGAAAAGAAAAAAAUCUAAAACUUCUUGUUCCAAAACUAGAACAAAUCCGAGUCACUGGACCAAACUUCUGGAUGGCCCAGUGUGUCUCCAUGUUUCCCAAUGUUUCCAGCACUUAAUUGAGAAUUUAUCAAAUGAAUGAUUUAAUAUAUUGGGUGAUUUAGCAUUCUUUGCACAUUUACUGCUGUGGUACAUAAAUGCAAUGUGGCUCAGAGAUGCAUGCAUAUUAAAUAAUCAACUGCUUCCAAAUUAACACUAGUCAACUGUGUAAAGUUGCUAGUUAUGCAGAAUCCACUUGUAAACUACAGAUGAAUGUACAAUGGAACCUUUUGGAUUACAAAAUGUGGGAGUUGAAUAUAUAGGAAUAUUGUGAGAAUUAUUUGAGCGUUACGAGCCAUGACUUUAUUGGCCACUUGUAAAUGUUUACUAAAACCCACAGAUCUAGAUUUUAAUAGUUCAUUACAAUGUGUAUUUAUUUAUUAAUACUGAGGGCAUAUUUAUCACAAUCUGUUUUAGCAUCUUUCUGCUUCUGCUUUUCUCUGCAAAGCUUUGUCAAAUUGCAUUCAGAGGUUUGAAAUUUCUGGAUAAAACUGAAGAUAAUGUAUCUUCAGUGGCAUGAAUAAUGCUGCUGUGGCCCCAAUGUUUAACAAGUAAUUCUACAAACUGGUUUUGUUUGGCACAACUUCAAGUUUCCUCACUUGUAUUUAUUAAGCAUUUAAUUAAAACAGUAGAGGCGUGUACAAAAUAAGUUCAGAUUUCAAAACACUUUAACCUAACCUACUGAAGUAUGGUGUGAAUUAACUCUGGGUAAUUAGUUAAUGCAUUUUUUUUCAAACUCCAGUGCUAUAUUUGAUUCAGCUCAAAUCAGUGAGACUGAAAAUCCAAUACUUGUGCAAACUGUAAGGGUCCUUGUUGAAAUAAGUGUGGGCAGUAUUGAGAGGUGUAAGCCACAAAACACUGCUCUCUUUAAUAAACAGUAAGUGCAGCAGGUCUGGCAGUAUCUGUGGAGAGAGAUAUAGAGUUAAUGUUUUGAAUUCAAUAUGGCCCUUAGAAACUGAGCAUUUUCUAAUGUUCUACGAUUCUCAUUCAGCAAGACCAUAAUUACUGAAGCUGGAAGUGUAGACAUCAUUGCUCAAUUGGGGUGCUUUCUACAUGUCUGUCAUAAAGCAACUAUGGGUUGAAGGUGGAUUCUCUCUGCAUGUACCCACGCUGUAAUAGAACAAAGAGCCGUGGAUGCUGGAGAUCUGAAACAAAAACAGAAUUGCAGAGGGUUUCAAGGAAGAAUCACUAAACUCGGUGUUAACUCUGCUUUCUAUCCACAGAUGCUACCGGACCUGAGUUUUGCCAGCAAUUUCUGCUUUUUAUUGUUCAUGCUGUACAUCACCACCUGAGAAUAGUCAGUGCCGGCAAAGUAAUGCAAUAGAUUGUUUCAGUUUAUUACUAAUAUCUGUCCAUAAAUGGGUGAGAUUGAAAUUGUGAUUUGAGAAGAGGGAGAAAAGUUGUUUUUGGUGCAUUUUCUUUCAGGAAUGGGAAAGUAGAAAAGUAAUGCAGCAUCCAUCAAUUGGCAGUUAAAAGGAAGGUGUGAAUGUUGGAAGUCUGAUUUGAAAACGAGGUAAAUCAGUUCUGUGAUGUCAGUAUUGGUAAUAGAGGUAUUAUCAUAGCAUUACUCAGGUUUUCACUUCAUGAAGGAGAUAGUAGGACUAGAGAUUGGAUUAAAUAUUCAGAACUAGUGUCAAGUGCUUGUUUAGUUUCAUGGUACAGGUAGUAUCAUGGAGCUACUGUUUGUCACCUCUUAAAUCUAUUUAGUUGUUUAAAGAAAUUUGUCUACUGCUAACUCCAAGCUGUGUUUGUGCUGGAAAAAGAUGGAUUUAUCCAGUAUUUUGAAUUAAGCAAUGUUCAUAAGACUGAAGUGAAAAUUCAGAAUUGAGUGGAUUGUAAUUUGGAGAAAUUUUAAACCAGUUGGUUAAAGUUAUUUCUUUCAUGGUAAAUUUAUGUGCAAUAGGAACAGUUUUCUUUCCAAUUUUACUGACAAUUAAUUUUUGUAAUAAAUCUCUUGUUUCAUAGAUGCAAUAUAAAAAUAUAUUUGGAAUAUUUGCUUAAGAUUGUAAUAAACAUUGGAAAAUCUGAAAUUUUAUUUAAGUUUCCUAUUUAGUUUCUUACUCAACUGUAGUUAAAUUUGUCUCAAAAUGUUGCUGUAAUUUAUUAAGCUUCAGAUCCAAUCUUGGCACUUCUGCUAAAAUAUCCUCCUUGAAUUGAAAUCUGAAUUAAGUUUAAUUGAAAUUCCAUUCUUCAUGAAACGCAGCAGUAACUGUCCGAGAAGAUGUUUUCAUUUGUUGCUUAAUGGCUUGAAUCUAAAUUUCAUUUGCAAUUAACAACAAAUUUGAGGCAAAAUAUGGAAAUAUUCCAAGAAUCUGACUAUUCCAAGCAAAAUCAGGACACGUUACUGAGGUGUUAAAUUCCUUAUAGGUUUAGAAGAGACCCACAACUAAAUGAAUGGACUAGAUGUAAAGAGCUCAAUGCAUCUUAGGCAUUUGUUUAUAUGUAAAUUCUGAGCUGUGAUUCACCUGCGACCAUAGUAUCCUGCCGUCUGAAUCGAAACUUGCAUCAGCACAGAGAUAAUGACUGAUACAAAACUGGCACUGAAAGGUUAGUUUACCCUGGAGAAUUUACAAACUUAAUCUAAUUAUGCAAUUCAGAUGAUGGUAGCAAAACUCGGGAUCCGAGUUUUGGUUCCUUUGAAAUCCCUUACUUGUAGUAAUCAGCAUCAGUUAUUACAUGCUCAUAAUAAAAGUGCAAAAACAUAUUUAAUACACCACUAAUAGAUAAUGCGGAUGACACAGUUUCACACUUUUUUUUUUUGGUUUUGCAACUCAACCCUCUGAGUUGGGAAUUGGCUGAUUUAUGGCAUAUUUUCAAUGUUGGUAAGAAAAAGACUUGAGGCAUGUAUUGGAUAAGUUAGGAGUAAAGGGUGUGCAUGUGUAACAAAUUUAGCUACAUCCCUAAUUUCAUUUUUUGAAAUGAUACUUCAGUGUUGUAUGACAGACCUGGCUAUGUUGCAUACUCCAAGUGACAAACUGAAUUAGAGUUUGUAGGUGCUUUCUAUAAUCUGUCUAUGCUAAAUGCAUUGUUAGUGGCUGCUCUGAUCACCUUCAUGAAACCUUCUUUUCAUGUGACUCCUGCCUCCUCUGCUAAACUUCUAUUCAGUUUUGGAUUUUAAAAAUAGUCAAAAUUUAAAAUGGAAAUCCAAAUCCAUUAUGAAUGAACUCAGUUCUCUGGAUUUCUGACUUUAAAUUUUUGCAAGCGUUUAGAUUUGGCUGAUGCCUUUUUGUAUUAUUUCAUCUCCGGUACUGCCUGACCAGAUAGCAGUGCAAUGCUUUGGAAAUAAGGACUUUUGAUCUGGUUAGUUUAAUAUUUAGAAUCUUAUGGUUAGGACACCACCUAACUACUUGAUUGUUCUAAAUCUGAAAGAACAGCUACCCACAUCUUACCUAGUAUAGGAAUAAUUGCACAGCAAAGAGUUGUCAUUCAGUCCUUACAGACCACAUGCUUACAGACUUAGGAAUUCAGUUCUGGAUUUGCUAACCCUAUGUACUUCUAAGAUAACAAAAAUGAUUAUCUUGUCCUUUUGUUACAGGGCAACCAGUAAGAAUUUCUAAAUUUGCUAGCAAUCUGGCUUUUUGUUGUGAUCCUCAUUCUGAAUCAAUUAAACUUGCAUGAGCAAAUAGUGAUGUAGUAAUAGCCUCUUGCUGGUUGUUGAUUUUUCACUGCAGUAUGUUGGAGCAGAUCCAUGUCUUUAUAAACACUGUACUUCUGGAGGUAAUAGAGGAGAACGUUUGCACUUGCAGUUCCAUUUAUUUUGUCUGACUAGUGACUUUGAGGUCAGCACAUUUUUAAUGUAUAAUUUAUAGUGUGCUAUGUGGUAUAGGGGGCUGAGUGUUUUUUAUGAUGUCCUUGAAUUUCCCUACAUCAAAAUUCCUAAAGCAACAGUCCUUUAUCAUGGGUUAGUUCCACCUACAGCUAUAUGCAUGCCUUAAAUUCCUUUUUAUAUCUUAAGACCAUAUGAUUCCAAAGGUCAGUGGUCUUCCAGUAAUUCUCCAAAACUGACCAUUUCUGUACUCCUCUUCAGUGUGGCAAAUCUCUACACUGAGCUCUGCCAGUGCGGCUGUAAAUGGUGCACCUGGGCUUUGUUCUAGAGUAACUUCGGUCAACUAUCCUCUUCACUGUUAUUCCAAUGACACAAUGCCUGAUGUCUUUCAAAUUCCUUUAAGAAGCAAAGCAGCUUAACUUGACUUUUCUUCUGUGUUGAAAUCAGACUAAUAUCCCAUGUAGGACCACAGAAUUCCUGUGUUGAACCAAGGUUGUUGAAUGGUACGUGGGCAGAGAUGGUGAACUUUUUAUUUUCCAUAUGUUGUCAUCCAGAGUUUGAUAGUUAUCCAGUUUAUUUUGACACAAUUAGGGCAGAAACCAUAUUUUAAAUUGGCUUGGUUUUUGGUCAGUCCUUUACCUGUGGUUCAGAUGGGUAGAAGUAUAAAUGAUAGAACUUGCAUGAGUUUAAGUAUCUGAUUUGUGUGUAUGGGACAGUCUGGUCUCAAAUGAAUAUACUUCACACUCCUUGACUUGAAAGGUGAGGUGUGCCUGGAGUGGCUUCCCUUUUAAAUGAAUGGAAUAUGCAAGAUUUGGAUAAUCAGAAAUUCACAUAAUAUAGGAAUAUUCAGGGUUUACCGCAGUGUAAUGCAUUGUAUGCUGCACAGGUAAUGAGCUUUUGAAUUCAGGUCACCAGAGUCUCCAGCAUGUUUUUAUAAAGCAAGACUUAAUGGGUGGAGGGUUUGUAUAUAGGGGAAUAAAGAAACUGGUAUUCUAAAUUUUAUUGAAAACCUUUACAAAAGAUUGACAAUCUUUCUCUAAGCUUUGUCACUUUUGGUAAUCUAAUAGGUCAAAAUAUUUGGUUGUGUGCUAAGUUGAUCUAAUUUGGCUUUUAAGGACUCUUGCACCUACAAGUUAUUUAAAGUUAACUUCAAUGUAACAGGACUAAAAUGGAACACUGUGCUCAUGAAGUUUGAAUAAUUUAUAGUUGAACUGUUCGAGGGCACUUUGAAUCUAAACACUCUCCAGCAGUGGCUUUUAUACUAGUUGAAUACCUUAACCCCCAAACCAGUUGUUAAUCUGUGGGAAUAUUUGUACACAUUUCAUUGAAAACUGAACAUCAACAGUACAGAACACUUUUUUUUUUGCCUGUUAUUUGCCAGUCCAGAAAUAAGUGCAUUAUUAUCUAUUUACUAAUUGCCAAUGGUUCGUUGCCUGUUUGCUUGGGAUAGCAAAAUGAUUCAGUCUAAUUGAUAUUUAUCAUUUAUUUCACAUGCCAUAUGCAGGCAUGAGAAAGUAAAUCAGUUCCUUGGGUUUGAUUAAAACAAAUUUGCAGCAGUAGGUCUUGUUGGAAGCUGUUUCCAAUAUUAAAUGUGUGCGUCUCACUAACUUAAAUGUGGUUGACAAUUUUAAUGUCGGAGUAAACUCCUGAUGUGACUUCUGAUUUAAAGCUCAAAUCACAUGGGUUUAAAGUGCUUCAAUCUCUUUUUGAGAAAGAGGAGGUUCUACCUGUGUAAAUGUGUGCUACCUGUAACCUAAAGUGAUUUUCAAAUUGACUAUCUUGUUCCACCUCUGGCUGAAGAAAGGUGAUUUGGAGAAAGAGACAAAAGGUCAGUUUAACACUCAUUUUACAUUUGGUAAUGAACUAUAAUUGUCUUUAUACUUAAGUGCAGGCGCAGUGUUUCUUUUUGUUUCAAACUAAAAGGAAACUCAGUCCCAAGAUAAAUGGUAGCCUUGCUUGAGGUGUUUUGGUUUCAACUUAAAAAUAAGAAUUGAAUAAGCAGUUGCAUGCUUAGGUAUGUAUAUUGCCUGUUCUCUGUUAAUGCAGCAAAAAUAACAUAGUAUUCCUUGAUUUGGAUCCAAAUCAAUUCUGACAUUGAAAUGGGAGUCUAUUUCAGUCACUUGAAAUAUUGUGGCUUCAAAAAAUGCUUAAUGAUCCUUUUCCCCCCCCCCCAUUAAACUCCAAAGUUUAAAAAAUUUAACAAAAUAGCUGUUGACUUAAAGUUAUGAACUUUGGUGAUCACAAAUGGAAAGACAACCAGUGGACAAAGUCAUUGAGAAAUUGCAGCCUCUGUAAGGCCAAAGUCAGUAGAUCUCCUGUUCUGACCAUUGCAGCUGUCAUAGUUGUCUCUGAAUAUCUGAAGAUAAGUGCACUAUAUGUGAAGUGAUAAUUCUGCGAAUUUAAAUUGGUUCUUUCUCUUGCAGCCUCAUAGAUUGUUGACUGAUAGUACUUCACAUCCAUAUCUUAAUUUUUUUUCAAGAUUAUGACUGGUUUUAUAUUUUCAUGCACCUUAGUGGAACAUGUUCUUCUUCUUGUAACCUGCACUGAAAUUGUGAUUAUUGUUGAAUUUGCUAUGUGCAGAAAACUUUCCUGACCUCUAAUGUAGUUCGGGCCACUGUUAUAUCAUUUACAGUCUGUAUCACUGAUUUUUUUUUUCUGCUUUUCAAAAAGUUUGAAUCUUCCCAAUUCAGCCAAUAUAAAUUCACUGAUCAAAAAUGGCAUGUUGAGUUCACUCAUCCUGAUUUACGAAACAACAUAUUGAAAUGGACACCUUGUGCAAUGGCAGCAUGCUUGUUGAGUUUGUAAUUAAGCUGCACAAGGCUUUUCUACAUUCCGGCAGAGCAGGGAUAGGCAACAAUUGUGAAGAUUUGUGUAAAAUCUGAUUGAGAACACAACGCCUUCACUCCUCCACUUUCUCUAGAGAAUUCUUUGCCAAAAUCUUUGUUAAAACUAUGUGAUUAGUAUGGAAUUAUGCUAGAAAAUCUUCCCAUCCAUCUCUUUGCUGAUUGCAGUAAUGUCCUUCCCUCCCAAAGGAGAAACUUUGGCCUUCUAUUUUUGAAAUCUUAAAUAUAUAUAUAUAUGGUAUUAAGGGCUCAUUGUUUUGAUGCACAGUGAAACAUAUGAUUCCAUAUUGUUCAAUUGGGUAAAGGAGAGAGAAUUAAUGAAAGCUUUAUCAGAGGUUUUAACCAUGCCAUUUUCAUUGAAUCUCUACAUUUGGAGAACUGUUAGGGUACAAGUCUUUCUUUUGUUUAUCCCUUUAUAAUAAAGCACUUUAGGUUAAUUAAUCUGCAAUUGUGUUCUGUUGCACUCUUUACUGAGAGGAGUAUUUUGUUUCUGUUGCAAAAAUGUUGUAAAUAUAUUUUGCUUUAAUUGUAAUUGUUACUUUUGAAAACUUUGUGGGUGUAUGAAGAGUAGAGACUAUGUCCAUGUCAGAGCUUAAAUACCAGCGUAGGUGAGCACAAGUACUUCGGGGAGCUCUGAUUAUCUCCUUGGAAAGUGCUAGUUCUUUUCAUAUGGCUGGCCCUUUUAGUCAUUUUGUACACUUUGUUAGUGGCACUUUGCUUUUUAUUAGGCUCUAUGCAAACUAGGGAGUCAGACCACUUGUAUAACCAUUUAACUGGAUAUGUGAUGCAGAAGCAAUUUCUUGUUUAGAAGUACAUAUAUUAUAAAUUUAUGCAUAGUGAGCUCAUUUGAAGUCCAUUUUUAAAUCAAUUGCACAUGCCAACUGGUGAUUCCAAUCAAAAUUCUCUCUCAACCUGCGCUGGCAAACUAGCGGUAAAUUGAGCUGAAACUUCUAUGUACUGGUCUUCAGGUAGGUUUAUUACUGAACAGAUUUAUAGUUUGGAGAACAACUCUUCCAAGCCCCUAGUACAGUAGAAGGCUGUGCAUACACAUGUGGAUAUGCCCACUGUUUCCCUUGCUGACUAAUGAGAAUGCUCCACAUUUACUUGGAUUUAUUUUUAUUGGCUCUGACGUAAUGUGGAAAGCUAUGGCUGUGAUGUAUGUAGCAUCGGGAUACUAUUUUGUGCCACAUCACCUGGAUUCAUUGAAUCUUGAAGUGGACUUAGGAACUGUUUGAAUUGGUUUCAUGGGUGAGUACUAACAUCAGUGACAAUUCUUGAAAAUUGAACCAGUGUAAAGACAUGUAAUAUAGCUUUUAUUCUUGGUAAUAUCAUUUUGUCUUGUCCCUUUGUCUUGGUGAGGGACAACUGACUUUGUGAUUUUUCCCUUCCUGGUCUCUGCUUAAAACAGCAGUGCAGCUACCUCGACAUGGGAAGUGGCUUCCCUCAUUGCGGUAAGAUUGCUUUUAUUGUAUUAUUCUUCAUACUUCUGUACUUGCCCAAACUUUUGUUUGUUUUUUCAAGUGGGAUAAGCUGCUUUGAUGCAGUGGGUGAGUCCACCAAUACCAUUGGAGCUAAAUUGAUUGUAGGUGCCCACAUGUAUUUAGACUUUAAUUCUAUUCUAGUGCUGGACAGUUUAACCAUCUUUUGAAGCAAGAGUAAAUGUUUACUAGGAAUAGACAAUAAUCACUGGUCUUGCUAGCAAUGUAUUAUCCUAAAGAAUUGAUUUUCUUUAUUUUAAAAAAAAAAAAAUUAAGUACUUAACCUUGAUCUGUCAUAAGUGGUUGAUCCUUAAAGUACAAUGAUCUAUUAUGGUGACAGUAAAAUAAGCCCUUUGCUACAUACCUUGUAACAUCUAUGCUGCACACUAUAUGUGACUUGUUUGUCUAGUCAUUUGUUGAGUCAGCACAAUGCAUGUUUGGAUUAGUGCAUCUUGACUAUAUACAACUUCAAAGCUGAACACAGUUAACUGUAGUGUGGGAAGGAAAAAUAAUUCUCUACUGACUUUUCUGUAAUGUUCAACAGGCCUUACAUAAUGAAGCCAAGGUUGGGAUAGGGAUACUGGAGAUCAAACACUGCAGCAUGCACUGUAUCAAUGGAUCUAUUUAAAUGCAUACCUAUACAGAAUUGUCUUCAUUCCUGAAUGCUAAUAUGAAAGAGAAAAAUUACAGUUGCUUCCAAAGGAAGAGAAUGUCUCCAAAACCCAAAGAGUGAGGAAUAACAAUGGAUUUGUAUUUUUGAAGAAUGUAAAUGUGGGAAAAAAAUGCUGUUUGCUGAAUUGCUUGUUUUUGUAUAAAAUUAAUAUUGUACUUUGGUUUGAAAUAUCUGCUAAUGUGGAAAAUUAACCUUUUUGAAAACUGAGCAAUAUGAUGCAUAAGAGCCUAAUUAAUAAAUAUUGACUUAUUAUGAACUGGA